Molecule: messenger RNA, 5250 nt
Organism: Helicoverpa armigera (cotton bollworm)
Lineage: Eukaryota; Metazoa; Arthropoda; Insecta; Lepidoptera; Noctuidae
Product: monocarboxylate transporter 14
Exons: 6
Coding region: 520-2922 (800 amino acids)
Biological process (GO): transmembrane transport
Cellular component (GO): membrane
Molecular function (GO): monocarboxylic acid transmembrane transporter activity
Source: RefSeq, a predicted model, not a curated record
GUGCCAGUUUAACUUGGUCUCUCACUUUGGUAACAAAACCUCCUUGUGAUCCUCUCGUCCUUGUUGAGGCGAGGGGUGUGGGAGGUCAGGGUAGCUGGUGGAGUCUAUGGAGGCGCCACCCUGGCCACCCCAUAUCGAUCGUCGUCUCGUGCCGGUCGUAUAUAGACCUGGGAUACCGUUUUGAGUGCUCGUCUGUACUACAUAUUUCCCUUGAAGGUUUUAUGCAGAUUCAAACUAGUCAACUAACUUAGCGUUAACGAGUUGUCAAGUUGUGGCGCACAAUCGCGCCACUCACCGUCAACACGCGUGUAUGGGCGCCGACACUGAACACACGGUCUUUCCCCGGUUCUUAAUGGUGUCCGGUCAAAACAAGCCAAACACAUUGAAACUCAACAGUGUGGCCCGUCAGGCCAGUCGAUAUUCUGCCCGAGACCCAAGAUUAAGAACCUAAAUUGAAGCAAUCACCCCAUAAACUGCCAGUAUUUUUUCCAAGGUAUUAUUUGUAGUACAAAAUUUAAAAUGGAACAAGAUUGGGAACCAGUUAUUUUGAGAACUAGUAGGACCCCGAAGAAUAAGGAACUCGUACGAGAAAAUGCUGUUAGAGAGUCCCUACUGUCUGAAUCCACGUCAGGAAUAUGUAAAGGCGAGGAAGAUGAUACUACAAGUGUUGGCACCAAUUCAUUCUCAAGCCCUGACUUAGAAUUUAGCACUAGGGAACGGCUCCCAACCAUUCAAGCAAGAAAGAAUCCAAUCCUAAAUGAGGAAGUUACAGCUUUACUGAACAAGCCGAAAGCAAAUCAUGUGAAAAUAACAGAGAAUCCUGCUGAUCGAGACAUCGAAAUUAAAAUUAAGGACAAAGAAAAGUCCAAAAAAGACGAAGUAAAAAUCCCCGAUGGUGGAUGGGGAUGGGUGGUUGUACUCUCAUCUUUCAUAAUAUCCAUGAUAGCAGAUGGAAUCAGUUUCUCCUUUGGCUUACUGUACAUCGAGUUUCUACAAGAAUUCGAAGCUAGUAAAUCUACAACUGCAUGGAUCGGGAGUUUAUUCAUUGCCGUACCGCUUCUCUCAGGACCUGUAAUGAGUGCUUUAGUAGACAGAUAUGGAUGUCGAAGCAUGACAAUUCUCGGUGGCAUUAUAUCGACAUUGGGAUUCGUUUUAGCAUCGAUUUCAACAACUCUCGAAAUGAUGAUGAUUACAUUUGGAGUUAUAGCUGGUUUGGGUCUCGGGCUUGUGUACGUCACAGCUGUUGUAUCAAUAGCCUACUGGUUUGAAAAGAAAAGGAACUUGGCUGUGGGUUUAGGAGCCUGUGGUACAGGCGUUGGGACCUUCGUCUACGCACCAAUGACUCAAUAUUUCAUAGAAGAAUAUGGUUGGAGGGGAACAAUCCUCUUGCUUUCUGGGACGCUGUUGAAUCUUUGUGUAUGUGGAUGUGUUAUGAGAGAUCCUGAAUGGUGGACAUUAGAGCAAAAAAGACAGAGGAGUAGUAGAGAUGAAGGCAAACUGAAGAAAGAAGACGAUAAGUCCAGACAUUCAUCUUCAGCGUCAAUUUCCAAUCCCUAUGUGUUUGAUUUUGAUGCUCCAACACGAGGCAAGAGUAUGGGCGGGCUGAUUCGAAGGGGUGUGUCUCCGGAAAAGGUGAUAAAACAAGAAGCAGAGAGCAUCAAACGUCACCAGAAUAUUAUGAAGCUCAAGAAGAGUAAGCAAGUGAAACGCAAGUCGCAGUCCGUGGAGAACUUGCCAACUUACCUCACUUAUAGCGACAAGGUAUCCAUGGGAACACUAGACACACUAGUCAAGAAAACGAGCAGAGACUACGGCAUCGAAGUGAAGUAUCCAUCUUUCGCCAUAAACAGAACCAAAAAGACGCCACCAAGAGAACCGAGCAACGAAUCAAAUGACCCUCCAAUCGUCAAAUUUACGAAACAUACACUACAACGAACGAAUUCAGAAAAAUAUCAGAACAACGACAAAACUUCAGACAAAUAUGAACUUAAGAAUCCAGAGAAGAGAGUUAUUAGAAAGGCUCAUUCAGAAACCAGGGAUGAUAAAGAAAUUGUGAAACAAGAAAGUAAAGAGAAUAGGAAGGAUUGGUUAAAGAAACAGCUGUCGGUGAACCAUCAUUACUUAAAGGAUUUGAAGAUGCCCUUGAAUUCUAUUAGCCAUAGAAACGCCAUGUUGAAUAUAAAGAGGUAUAGGUUGAAAGCAUCGUCCUGCCCAGAUAUAUUUAAGAACUCCAUGAUUACCAUCGAUGAGAAGGAAGAGAACUGGUACGACGACUGCGUCAGCUGCCUGGCAGACAUGUUCAACGUGACCCUCUUCAAGCGAAUGACCUUCAACCUCCUCUGUUUGGGCACCAUUAUACUAUUCAUCUGGUUCAUAGUGCCAUACUUCUAUCUCGCUGAACAUAUGUUAGACAGUGGCUACAGUGAAGAUGACAGCGCUGGGAUGUUGAGCUUGAUCGGAAUUACUAAUACUAUUGGAAUGGUUGGCCUCGGUUGGAUAGGCGACUUUCCCCAAGUAUCAAUCGGAGGCUUAUAUGCCGUAUGUCUGGUCCUCUGCGGCGCCUCCGUGGCUGCCAUCCCAAGGGCUGCAGCACUGAACUACUGGUUCUUAGCCUCAGCUUCAGCAGCUUUUGGCCUAUUUUUCGCAGCCUCAUAUACUUUCACACCUAGUUUGUUGGUGAAAUUAGUCUCGUUGGAUGACUUUACAUCGGCUUAUGGAUUGGUGUUGCUGGCUCAGGGUAUUGGGCAUUUGAUUGGACCACCGUUAUCAGGCUUCAUCUACGAUGUGACAUUCUCGUGGGAGCUGUCGUUCUACCUCGCCGGAGGGUUCAUCAUGGUGUCCGGGAUGCUUAUUUCCCUCAUCCAGCCAGUCAGGAGCUACCAGAUCAGACAUGCUGUGGCUGAUGAUAUCAGCAUGGCUUAGGAAGUGGUAUAACUUUGUGAAGACACAAUUUUACAUUCCAAGAGGUUCACUUAGUUGCACGAUUCCAAGUAGAACUCGUAGAGUACCUAAGACCCGCAUAUUACUUUCUAUAAAUUAAUGAAUUGUGAGAAAUUAAUUAAAAUUAUUAGAUUUACCUUGAAAAUAAACUGUCAGCUAACCACCGGACAGACAAUCUGCAGAAAAUUUUGUCUACUACGCAGGGUCUCUUAACACUUUAGGUAGUUAAAGAAUUGACUAAAAUAAAUAACACAUUGCACCUAUGUUACCAGAAGAGGUAGGCAGUAGUAACAAUUGACAAUUAGUAAGCAACAAUUAAAAAUCAACUCAACAGUUGCACCAUUUAACUACAACGACAACCAUCCAUUACCAACAGUUCAAAUCAUCGGAUUUUAGUGCAAACCCUGGCACGUAGCCUAAAAUAAAGAUACCUAGCUUAGCUUUGAAAAUUCCCUAGGAUAGGAUACAUUUCUGACUGAAAAUGAAUUUGACCGUAACUGAUAGGUUUUUUGCAGCAGUUUGAUCGACGUAAAACCAAAGUGUUGGAACUACUAACGAGUAUGAAAAUAAUAAAAUUGCCUAGUCUAAGAGCCAGACAUAUUCAAAUGUAAUCAUCUCUUAAUGAAAUAUUAUAACGAUUUAUCUAACUUAAUGGUUCCCAUAAUAUAAUGAGUAUAGAGUUAUUAUAGUAUUUUAAGACUAUUUACCCCUCUAGUUAUAUAUGUAUUACAUAUAAAAUUAAUUUUGAUAGUAAUUGAUCUUCCUAUUCAAAGUUGUUAUGUUUUUUCUAGGAAUUAAUUUAUUUAGUAAGAAUUUUUGGACUUGUGCCACUUACUUAAGUUAAUAAGUCACGAAUUUUUAGAUCACAAUUAUUAAUUUUAAUUAGAAAAUGUUAGUAAUUUGUAGUCUUUCGACUAUUAUGGUAAAAAAACGUGCCUAUAUUUCUACCUUCUUAUGAAAAAAAUAACUUUCAAAUUGCAUUUUACUUUAAUAUAACUUAGCAAAAUAAAUACAUUUUUUAUCAAUAUAAAUACUUACUAUUUUUUCAGCUGUCGCAAUUUCUAUCAAUAAUAACUAAGAAGUACUGAUUUCUAACACACAUGAAAUAAACUUGAUGUAUUAAAAAUUUUGUGACCGCUUUGAAAAUUAUUUCAUUCAUUGGGUAUUGGGUUGCCCAGGUAACUGUGUUGAGGAGGUCAGAUAGGCAGUCACUCCUUCUCUGGUAAAACACUGGACUCAGCUACUUCCAGUUACAUUGGUAGCCGACCCCAAAAUACUUGGGAAAAAGACUAGGCAGAUGAUGAUUUAAAAAUAAUUUCAAUUUAUUAGUCAAUUGAAGGCGCGACUGUCAAUUGGUCCAUUUAUUUUAAUUAAACAUCAAUUUAAAGCAAUUAAGAUAAUCCGCCUUGUAAUGUGGAGCACGUGUUUAAGCAACGAGUCAUCUAUUAAGAAUUGAUCUUUUUUGAACUGUGAUUUAUUUAUUCGUAAUCUUAAAUAAAAAAACAUAUAAGUAUGGGAAAUUCAGUUAAGUCAGUUGGUUUUGAAAUGUGAACUUGUUCAUUAUUUAUAUUAGAAAAAAAGUAUUUCUUAUUUAUCUGGGAAGUAAAUACAUAUAGAAAUAGGCUUAACGUCAAUUUUUUUUCUACCAAUUUUCGAUAAAAUAACCGAUGAUAUUUAGAACUAAUGUGCCAUUAUCUGUAUAACGUACUUAUAUUAUAUACCUAAUAGUAUUUUGAAGAAUAUAAUCACUCCACACUUUAUACAGUAAGAAAUAUGUAAUUUAACAUUUUUACCAAUACCGAGAUAAUAUAAAUGAUUAUUGUAACUUUUUUAUUCACAUUUUCUUCUUUCAUUUUGUAAAAGAAAAACUUAAAAAAGAGUCAUCUUUACAUGUAUAUGACCUUGCCAUUUUUUUUAAUUCUCCAAAAAGUCUUUACAAAAAUAUAUAAAAUAAGUAAAUAACCGGAUGAAUAACCUCAAAUAACAUUUUCUAAAAAAAAUAACAACGUUUUUCUUCUGAAUAAGCGACAUAAUAUGAAUGAUUUCAUAAAUUCAUACUUAGAGCUCUUGGUCUAAAAAACAUAGAAUAAGAAAAUUUGUAGAUAGAGCACAAUAUAGCAUAAUUUGUACCUAAUUUCGAACAAAUUAUACCUAUUUCUGUAACACGUUUAUAUGCACAAUGGAAAGAUAUUACAAUAUACGAUAUUAAUAUCUUUCCGAUUAAUUUAAGGUAGGUUUAAGAACUAACAGGUUUUGAUCAUGUUAUAAUUAUUCUGUAUUUAAUCAAAUGUUAUUAAAUUAUUUAUUGGA